This is a messenger RNA of Colias croceus (clouded yellow), 2058 nucleotides long. RefSeq lists its product as uncharacterized. Lineage: Eukaryota; Metazoa; Arthropoda; Insecta; Lepidoptera; Pieridae. Bases 327 to 644 code for a protein of 105 amino acids. The record is from RefSeq and is a predicted model, not a curated record. The transcript has 3 exons.
CGAUAGGCGACCGCGGCGGUCGGCGCAUGAGCGAAAUUACGCGGUACGCCCGGUCGCCAGUGCUUCCAACAUCAUUACUCACUCCACACGCAUCGGAGUCUCGAACCUCCGACUUAUCGAGAAUAAUGACAUACCCACACCCUCCCUCAGCGCCGACGUACUUCACGAGUUAUUAAAGAAACUAAAAUAAUGACCAAUAAAAACGGUGUUGGAAUGUUGUGCUCGCUCUAAGGAAUCUGACUGUAUCUGUGUUCAGUGACGCUUUUGAAAUUUAAGUGCGUUAGUGAGAAGAGCCACCUGUGAACCGAGUCCCAGACAGCGUAAAGAUGAAGGAAGACAGCGAUAAUUCAGCGCUGGCUGAACGAAUAGCUGAAUUCAAGAGUGAUCCGGAGAAACUUCGGCAGGCCUCUGAAUUCGUAGAUCAACUGAUUCAGCAAGCAAAGAAAGAGGCAGAAAUAAAACAUAAAGAGAAAGAAAGAAGCAAAUUUGAAUCACAAGAGCUUGGAUCAAACAACCUCAAACGGCGGUUCGGUCGAGCCCGCGGUUUCAUGCUGCGUAUGUUCGACGCUCUAUGCAACUGCACGCAGACAGCGGCCGCUGCCGCACGCACACACGCCCGCAACAAUCCCUUUACAAAGCGCUAAUUGCUAAACAUUUGCCGCCAUUUUCGAGAUCAACUGCAGUACGUGUUGGCAGUGAGGGUUGGUUUGAGACACGCGGGUAACUAAAUGAAAUACUGGGAGGAAAAUAAAGAACGUCCGGAUGGAAAAUAUAUUAUUCAUUUUAAGAGUGGUGCGCUUGCAAUAUGAUAAUUAAUAAUUAUGAUACUGCAAGCAUUUCUAGAUAGGAUAGAGAUGAUCUGUUUUGUAUUAUUGGUAAUCCGGGAUUGAAUAGUGAUGUUAGCUUACAUUUUAAGCGUAUACACGUGACCUGUGAAGUUAAAUGUCGAGUUAUGUAAAGUUUGUAUGCCGAAUUUGAGCUACGGUAAUCAAUAUUCUGCAGAGCGAAGGAAAGCUUGCGAUCUCAAAUCAUAAGAUUGUAUAAUAUGGAAUUAUUAGAUAAACUCUGUGUUGUAGGUACCUACCACGAACGCGCAAAAGCAGACACAAAUAUAUUUAAUUUAUAUUAUUAUACCUAUAUCCUUUACCAAAUAGUUUAGAUUAGUGUCUUCCUAUUUUCCUUAUAGACGUUGUGAUACCCACUGAUGUAUUCGUAAUUAAAAAACGCUUAGUAUUUAUCUUCUAUAUUGUGUAUAGUAGCAUUAAACGUAGCGAAAUAUCUUGAAGACCCAUAUCAGUGUAUUUUGGAUUAUACGAAAAUGUAGAACUUAAAAUAAAUGUUGUAAGUUAUAGUCGAUGAUGGAAUUAAAAACAAACAUUUUAACAAUUGAUGUAAAUAAGUGUUAAGUUGUCUGUAAUGAAGCUAUUUUGUCUAAGUACUUAUAUCCCAAUCUAAUUUAUUUUAUAGUUAUCUUAAAACAUUUAUAUACCGAGUAUAUAUUAUAUAAAAUUAUCAUUUAAUUUGUACAUAAUAUAUAAAAUGACUGCAGUAUUGAAACUUUAACUUUUACGUAUACUUUUUGAUGGCAAUUUUAAUAAAAAGUAUCCCUAAGAAUUUUUAUAUGACGAGAUUUUUACUUUCUGGUAGGUAGUCUUCGGAAAGAACAUUUUUAUUUAUGAAGAAGCAUUAUUUUCAAAUUUAACCAAAAUAUUUUGUUAAAUAAGAAGUCAAUGCUAUCACCAAAUAUAACAAGAAAUGUUUACCUACUAGGUACUGCACCUUUAAACUAAUUAUUGUGUUCAAUUUUGGUUUUUAAAUAGUGAAUUAGCAGUGGUAGAUAAUCUAGAAGCUAUAAUAUUAUAUUCUUCUAUAUAAUAUUCUUCGACCUAUCAUAAUAUAAAUGUUUAUUGUAAAAUUAUUGUUUCACUGUCGAGCGAGAUUGUAUGUUCUUGUGAGCUGUACCUAUUAUAAAUGUUCAAUGUGAUAUCCUGCCUGUAACUAAAACUUCCGAUGUGAUCUGACUUGCGAAUUCUUCUAUCAAAUAAAUGAUUUUGUGAA